AUGCUCGUGUCGACAGUCGAUCGUCUACUGCGCCUUGUGGCCUCGCGGGGGGCUCGAGCUCUGGGUGCCCAGUGCACAGCGCAGCCAAUCAACAACGUCGUGGCGUUCUCAGGUGGCGUCGACUCGUCGCUCGCGGCUGCGCUGGUGCACCGCGUGUUCCCAGCGACAAGCGCUGCGUGUAUUGGAGUAUCGGCGGCUUUGUCGGAGGCGCAAUUGCAACAAGCGCGGGACGUGGCGGCCGUCAUUGGUGUCGCACUAUGGGAAUGUGGUACCAAUGAAGGUCAAGUGGAGACGUAUGUGGCCAACAAGGGCAGAAGCUGCUAUUAUUGCAAGACGACGCUGUACGCCAAGCUAGAGCAGGUGGCAGCGUUCGUGGCCAAGGAAGCGCAGCGUCGAGCGAUGGGCGGAAGCGACAAACACUGGGAGGCAUGUGCGAAGCCCGUGCUGUAUAAUGGCACGAACGCGGACGACCAACUGGACCCUACUAGAGUGGGGCUGGUCGCGGCUUCCGAGUUUAACGUGGUGAGUCCAUUGAGUGAGCUGACGAAGCAAGAAGUGAGAGACGUCGCCAAGUUUCUGGGAUUGCCAAACUGGAACGCUGCGGCGUCUCCAUGUCUGAGAUCGAGACUGCAGUUUGGAGUCCGCGCGACGCAACAACAUUUGCAUCGAGUGGAGAAAGCAGAAGAGUUUGUGCGGAAGUUGAUUCGUCUUGAGCCACAAAGGAGUAUGCGAGUGCGCUUUCUUGCGGACAACAAGGCUGCCGUGGAGCUGGACACGAAGGCGUUGACGCAGGCGAUUUCUGAGUUUGACGCCAUUGACGCUGAAUUGCGACGACUGGGCUUCAGUGCAGUUGAUUUGCGUGCGUUCCGCUCGGGCAGUUUGAGUGGUUACACCGCAGAUACUGCAAUAAAGCACAAGUCAGUAGCAUCUAGCCAAGCGCGUCAUGGUGAUUAG
Hyaloperonospora brassicae is the source of this 954-nucleotide messenger RNA. NCBI's taxonomy places the organism in Eukaryota, Oomycota, Peronosporomycetes, Peronosporales, Peronosporaceae. The record is from the annotation of a GenBank genome assembly.